AUGAGAUUCUCAGAAGGUUUGGAACCUCCUUCACCUAGGCAUGUUUGUUUUCUCAAGAAGUCUUUGUAUGGUCUUAAGGAAGCAUCUCGACAGUGGUAUGCUAGACUUGCAGGAGCUUUGAGUUUCAAAGGAUAUACUAGUUCUUUAAAUGAUUAUUCUCUGUUUUUUAAGACUACUGGUGGUCUUAUUUCUAUUAUCUCAGUGUAUGUGGAUGACAUUUUACUCACAGGUGAUGCUAUUUCCAAAAUUCUUGAUGUUACUCACUUUCUUAAUGCUGAAUUUCAAGUCAAAAUGUUGGGUGAUAUCAACUAUUUUCUAGGUAUGGAAAUAAUCAGGGAAGCCUCAGGCUUCAUUAUCAGUCAACGACAAUUUACUAUGAAUCUCCUUAAGGAAUUUGACUGCACUGGUUCAAGUGUAUCCUCACCUCUUGACCCUUACAUGAAGUUGCAAGCUGAUGAUGGACCUUUAUUGGACAACCCCACUGAAUAUCGGCAUUUAGUUGGAAAAUUGAAUUUUUUGACUCAUACUAGACCUGAUCUCUCCUAUGCCAUUCUAUGCCUUAGUCAAUACAUGCAACAGCAUUGUCUUUCACAUUUCUCAGCUGCUCAGAGGGUACUUCGUUAUCUUAGGGAAGACCCAGGCCAAGGUAUUCUUCUAUCAUCUACGCCCUCUUAUGAUCUACUUGCUUUUUGCGACGUCGACUGGGCUUUCUGCAAGGACAGUCGGAGAUCAGUUUGUGGUUUCUUUAUUACACUGGGAGGUGCUCCUAUUUCAUGGAAAUCAAAGAAACAGAUGUCUAUUUCCCUCUCUUCUGUCGAAGCAGAGUAUAGAUCGAUAAGACGAGUUACAACGGAGCUUACUUGGUUAGUGAGCCUCCUGGAUGACCUCUCUACUCCUCCCUCUCUGCCUAUUCCACUUCAUUCUGAUAGGCAGAUAGCUAUUCAUAUCGCUCGGAAUAACGCACGAAACACGUUGAUUUGGAUUGUCACUUCCUGCGUCAACAAUUUCUCUUUGGUCUGA
Solanum dulcamara is the source of this 1020-nucleotide messenger RNA. RefSeq lists its product as uncharacterized. The record is from RefSeq and is a predicted model, not a curated record. Lineage: Eukaryota; Viridiplantae; Streptophyta; Magnoliopsida; Solanales; Solanaceae. The coding region runs from base 1 to 1020 and encodes 339 amino acids. The transcript has a single exon.